AUGGCUCUCGUCGACAACGUCAGCGCUCGCCACCAAGAGCUCAUCGCGGGCAUCAUCAAGAAUCUGGGCAACGCUGAGAUCAAUUGGGAAGCCGUCGCUAAAGACGCCAAUUUCAGUUCUGCCAAGUACGCCAAAGACGAGUAUCGCAAGGUCCGCAAGACCCUCGACAGUGUCGACGGCAGUGGUGCUACGGCCAAUGGCGCUGCUGCUAAGAAGAAGGCAUCUCCCAAGAAGCGCAAGAACGACGACGAAGAUGAGACAGGCACUCCGAAGACCAAGAAGGAGAGCAAGAAGAAUGCUUCUAGCUCCGAGGAGGAUGGCGAGAAGGACUCCGAGGACGUCAAAGCAGAGGCAGACAGCGAUGAUGGCGACAUGGUUUAA
Zasmidium cellare ATCC 36951 is the source of this 381-nucleotide messenger RNA. RefSeq lists its product as uncharacterized. Lineage: Eukaryota; Fungi; Ascomycota; Dothideomycetes; Mycosphaerellales; Mycosphaerellaceae. The transcript has 3 exons. The coding region runs from base 1 to 381 and encodes 126 amino acids. The record is from RefSeq and is a predicted model, not a curated record.